UUGUUCGUCUAUGCAGCUUAUCCACCACCUGUUCGCUCAGAGCCACUUGUCUGUCCCUACUCUGGUCAGUGUCGCUAUAGUCACGACUUAGCUGCCGCUAUUCAGGCCAAACAGGCCGAUAUUCCAGGUGAAUGCCCUAUUCUCACCUCAUUGGGGCGUUGUCCUGCUGGCUUAUUAUGCCUUUGGGCUAGCCACGGUCAUCGAAACCUAUCAAAUAAACAGUCAGAAAUACCUAACAUAAAAGAAAGUAUUGCAGAUGUUCCUACUCCAUUCAGUCAAACCGAUGCCUCCAAUUAUCUAGACAAGACAGUGCAGACUAAAUUGCGAAAACGCGACUAUGAUUUCUCUCGAUCACUUGUGAACUUGAAAACACUAGGAGGUUCUCAAAUGAACUCAUCUAGUGAUAUUUCGGCCCGCGAAAAUUCAUCAGCAUGCUCAAAGAUAAAUUCUUCACCCGGGCAGCUAACUGGGUGGUGUGGCUCAGCCAUAGACGACGACCUUUUUAAGCUAAGGCCUACGGAAAAACGAAAGGACAUUGUGUUGUUUGCUCCUUAG
Protopolystoma xenopodis is the source of this 555-nucleotide messenger RNA. The record is from the annotation of a GenBank genome assembly. NCBI's taxonomy places the organism in Eukaryota, Metazoa, Platyhelminthes, Monogenea, Polystomatidea, Polystomatidae.